This is a messenger RNA of Colossoma macropomum (tambaqui), 4334 nucleotides long. RefSeq names its product ring finger protein 217 (gene rnf217). The transcript is spliced from 6 exons. The record is from RefSeq and is a predicted model, not a curated record. Gene Ontology annotation, biological process: ubiquitin-dependent protein catabolic process; positive regulation of proteasomal ubiquitin-dependent protein catabolic process; protein polyubiquitination. The annotation marks the transcript as partial. Gene Ontology annotation, cellular component: ubiquitin ligase complex; cytoplasm. Lineage: Eukaryota; Metazoa; Chordata; Actinopteri; Characiformes; Serrasalmidae. Gene Ontology annotation, molecular function: ubiquitin conjugating enzyme binding; ubiquitin protein ligase activity; zinc ion binding.
CGGCGGAGAGUCCGUCAGCAGUUUGUCAGAGGAGUCUGCUGGAGAGAAGUUGGGACUCGGAGCAGAGAUUUGGAGGAGACAAAAAGGAAAGCAGACGCUUCCGCGGAAACUUUGGACUCCCAAAGAAACGAAAAUGACAGAAGCGAUGGAAAACAAAGCGAGGAGAAAGGGAUUCUCAGGAAGACCUCAGUAGUGGAUAUUUUAAGGAGAAAUGUAGGGUCAUCUAAAGCGCUUUUCCCCAAUGACAACAACGCCGAGUUGGAGUUGGAGUUUGAGAAAGUGGACUCGGCGUCUCCGGAGCUGGAUCACGGAUCAUCGGUCGGGAAUGCAGGGGAGGAGAGUGAAUCAAAGGCUUCUGAUUUCUCCACAUCGCUGAAACUGGAAGACUUUGAGCUGUCCGACUCGGAGGGAAACGCUGAGAGUGACUCUAAGGCAGAAGGAGGAGGAGGCUGGCAGUCUAAAGAACACGUUUACUGCACUGUGUACUGCAUUGCCAAUGAUGACUAUAGGAAACCUCCUGGAUCUCCAGGGGAUCUGGGUGAUGGAGCCCAGUCUGUUUUACCUGUUUUACCUCCUACAGACUCACCGAGUCCAGACUCGGCUGACCUGGAGCUCUACACACUGUCUGACCUCGUAGACUCCACAGAGCUCAGCAGCCUUCACAGCAGUGUGUCUGUACUGCUGACCUGCCGCAUCUGUCUGGAUGAUGGACACAUCAGGCCUCUGCACUGCUGCCAGAAGGCCGUGUGUGAACAAUGUCUAAAAACCUACAUCACUUCACAGGUUCUUGUGGGCCGGACGGACAUUAUCUGUCCCAUCACUGAGUGCAGUGGCUUCCUGGAGGAGAGCGUGGUGGUGGCCCACCUGGCCACUGAAGAAUUGGCCAAAUAUAAGUACUUCCUGGAGCUGAGCAGACUGGACUCCAGCACUAAGCCGUGCCCCCAGUGCAGCCUGUUCACCUCUCUGAAGGGACGUGGCUUGCAGGGACCUGGCAAGGUGGAGCACAAAUAUAAGGUUCAGUGCUCCAAGUGCCAGUUUGUGUGGUGUUUUAAGUGUCAUGCCCCAUGGCAUGAGGGCUUGAAGUGCCGGGAGUACAGGAAAGGAGACAAGCUGCUGCGUCACUGGGCCAGCGUCAUCGAGCACGGCCAAAGGAAUGCCCAGAAGUGUCCCCGCUGCAAGAUCCACAUCCAGAGGACAGAGGGCUGUGAUCACAUGACCUGCACCCAGUGCAACACCAACUUCUGUUACCGCUGUGGGGAGAAAUAUCGCCACCUGCGCUUCUUUGGGGACCACACCUCCAACCUGAGUGUGUUUGGCUGCAAGUACCGCUACCUGCCUGAUAAACCACACUUGCGCCGGCUGGUCCGGGGCUCAGUCUGUGUGAGUAAAGUGCUGGUGGCUCCAGUGGUCAUCGUCUUGGUGGUGAUAGUUGGCGCCUUGGCUCUCGUCAUAGGUCUAUUUGCUUUCCCCAUCUACUACAUCUGUAAGAAGCGCAGAAAACACUCCAAUGGGUCCGGACGGUGGCUGUGCUGAGGCUGAACCUCAUCUUGCUUCCUCUCUCACUCACACAAACACAUACAGAGAGCGCUCCGUGUGCCAGGACACCAGCCACAGUGGGAGGAAUAAUCACAGUGUGAGCUUACUGAACUGCAGCCCAUGCAAAACAAAGUCUACAUGGAUGCUCUCCAUCUGUUCCCUUCCCCGUCGCACGCUCGGUCUUGUGCUCCAGCCGUGGUGCCAUGCCAUGAUGUCUUGGCAGAGCAGGAGAGGGAGAGCAGCCACAGACGUUACUCUGCUGAGGAUUUUUUCGGCACGGAUUUUUAAAAUCAUUCAGUUUACAAAUAUACAAAUAGUUACUAUAGAGGGGACUGUUGCUAUAUUAAGUGUAGAAUGAUGUUCAUACACAAUAAUAUAAGUAAUUUUAGUCUUUUUAGCCUGGUCUAUUUAUGAAAAUGCUUUUAAGGAACGCUCCAGUGUUUUUCAGCGUAACCUUUAUCUACUGCAUCUGUAGCGUACAGUCGAUUACCAUGAACAAUUCCAAUAUUUCCCCAUGGGGAUGUGUAAAGUAUUCUGUCUGUACAGUUCGUCAGUCUGACAGUCUGUCUGUCAGUCUGUCCAGCAGUCAAUCAAUAAUAGGCCUGUUACAAAAAUGAAUUUUAGCGGAAGAUUAAUUGCCAUAUAAAUAAUUGUGAUUAUCCAUAUAACUGUAUUUUUUUCCUUGUAUCCAACUAUUAAAUGACAAGCCUAAUUGGCUGAUUAGCUCUCUUGCUUUCUAGCUGUGAAUACUUAAUAGCUCCCAACUGAAGACAGACACAACUUGAGAUCAAAUAAACAAACAUUACUCACCGCCGCCCUCUAAAGCUGUUAUUAACGAACGUGAUUAGAUGCUUUGUCAGAUUAGCCAUUGAGUUUACAGGGCUUUCUGCGGUCAGGCUGUGCUGGUCAAAUUCACUGUCAAAAUUGGACUGUCAGCUGACGCAGGUAGCACAAGUGCAGACAGAAAAUCUAUAUAGAAGAAGUUUAUAUGCAUAGCGCAAAAUUUGUAUUGUUCUUUUAGAAACAUACGAGUAGCACAAGAAACAAAAUUUUUAUGAAGUCAAGUACUGUAAUGCUGCUUUUGUUACAGGAAAAUGUAGUUACAUUACUGUAAUGGGUUACUUUGCACUGCAUUACCCCAACAUUCAUGGUAAUCGAUGGUAUGAUUCAGCUGCAGCAGGUGGGGAUUAUGUUAACAAAUACCGGAGUCCUUCUUUAAGUGGAUGUGUAUGGGUUUGUGUGUGUGAAUUCAGGGAUUUGAUAGGGGUAAGUAUGAAUUCAGUCCUGUCCCUCCCUUCUCCCCCCCCAGACACCCCACAAACUAGCACACUGUGCCAACAUCCACUGGAAUUUGCAUCAUCAACAAAAGCUUGAGUGUGUCUGCACUGAGGAGAGCAGCUGCAGCGUUGCAGGGGUAGCUGUAGAUCCAUGCCAAUUUAACAUGUGAUGCACCAUCACUGCUGACUUUCUGUCUUGCAGAUUAUUACCAUGCCAUCUAUUUGUCAAAACUGAUAUGCAUCUACCUUGUCAACCUGCAUGCACCUGAAGGAGCUACUGCGUACAUAUAUACAUAAGAACAUUGUAUUUUUAUAGAUAUAAUACCUUCAUUUCAGGCCCAUCUGGUGCACAUUUCACCAUUUACCUCUGGUGUGUAUGAGCUUUGCACACAAGGUUACAUAUCUGGAGCUUUUGCACCAGUCAUAUACAUUAAUACUGUCACUGUCCCAUGCAUAUCUUAGAUUCACAUACAGCGUUGGGUUCUGUGAUCAGCCACCACAUAUGGUUUGUGAAUAUUGUGCAUUUAAGUUACUUUUUGAUCUUAAGCACUCUGGAUAAGUGUAUGACGACGACUAUCAAAAAUGUGCGCCUUAUUGGUUGAGACAGUCAGUCAUAAAGGCCAACAAAUGAAGACAAUCAUGCAUAUAGACACGUUCAGGCAGAAAGUGUUCGUCACUGUUUUUCUCAGGGAGUGUUUGGACUUUCACACACUGCUCUCUCACUCCUGUGAAGUAGGAUUGUGUUUGUCAGGUUUAUUUUUAAUUACGUUUCGUAAUUUUUUUCUUUCAAAAAUCAUUGGGCCUCAUUCACUGUUCUUAAGAAGAAAAGUCCCACUUGUGCAGUUUUCACAAAGGUUCUGACAUUCACCAGUGUUUUCUUAUUUGGGCUUUGUUCUUAGGUAAGAACAGAAUCUACACACACUCAAGAGCACAAAGGUGCGAACAAUUUUGCAGUUAAAGAACAUGUCAUGCAUCUGUUGUAGACUUUUUCUUAGGACAUUUCUCAAGAACACAUUAAAGCUGAAAGAUAUUGGUAAAUAAGGCCCAUUGAUCUCAAGCAGGGGUGGACAAAGUGCAAUACUCUGUACUUUAAUGAAGUUGGAUGUACUCUUGGUAAAGUACUAUAUAUGUACAAGUAUUCUUGAAUGUAUUUAAGUAUAAAAAAUAGUAUUUUAAGUUAUAAUAUUUUUAUGAGCAGAUUCUCUUAAGGAAAUCUCUGGCUGCAGACAUGAAAAACUUCGUCUGCAUGACGACUGUGAAUUUGUCAUUUUAUUAGAACAACAAAAUAUUAUUUGAGAUCUACAGUAACUCAAAGUACAUUUGAUGUUUAAAGGAGAAUUCCUCCCAUUUUUCAAAGUUUCUGUAUAAUUUAAUCAUUAAGAUGUAAACAGUGUCAUUUAGAAUGGUUUGAUGCGAAAUGCAUUGUUAUAGAGAACCCUACAGAGACUAAAUUGUUCACAGUGGUGGUGAUGGGAACCAGAAAUCUAAAUGAGUUUAAUGCCUCCAAAAGCUCCCUUACAG